UAAAUUACACAACUAUAUCCAUCAUAAGUACAUGAACUUAAUUAAUUAUUACAUUCAGUAUGACUAGAACCAGUGAUAUCAGAACAACCUUACUCAACACAUUUGUUAGAUUACCAUAUACAUUUACCUGUUUAUGUUACAGCUCCAGCUGAGUUAAUUGUAACUCCAGAUUUAUCAAUUUAACAUGCUUAUUAAACUUGAUAAUUUUUACAAUUAUCCAACUAUAUACAACCAUUAACACCAUCACUUGUACAUUAACCAAGAGAAUAAAAAUAACAAUCAUUAUGAUUAAGAUAGAAAGCAUUUGAACAUUCAUUAAAUUCAAUGCAUUAAUGAAGUGCCGAAGGUUUUAAUGAUGUGGGUGUCCAAAUACAUUUCCCAAUUUAAUUGUUGUUACUACCUAUAAAACAAGCAACUUUAGGAGUUUUGGAGCAUUUUGUAAUAGCCACACAAUUAUUACCAUUAGUUGUACAUUAUGGAUGUAUUGAAUUACAUUAAAUAUGUGUAUUAUAGACUAAAUCUGUACACUGAGCAUAUUUAUAACAUUUGGCUUAACUCCAUAGACAUGGUCCAUCUGUUCCGAUUAUACAGGCUUAUUAAAUGAAUGUAUUUGAACAUGUUUUCAUGAUAGUACAUUGAAAUCCAUUAGUUGUACAAUUAGCUUAUGCUUUAUUACAUGUAAAAUGAUCAUAACCAAAUAAAUCAGUA
Molecule: messenger RNA, 708 nt
Organism: Paramecium sonneborni
Lineage: Eukaryota; Ciliophora; Oligohymenophorea; Peniculida; Parameciidae
Source: the annotation of a GenBank genome assembly